CUUAUCCCUAAAGAGACGACGACCCAGUGACAGCCACCGCCCCAGCACAGGGUUUGGGCAGACGCAUCCCACGCCCCUCCGAACUUUGCCUUUCCUCGCCGGGCAAGCCCUGCAUCCUCCCCCAGUCCCAGCCCCGCCGAGGCAGCCUGCCAGCCUCCUUAGCAUGCGGUGCUCAUUGCCGGGGAGCGCCGAGGAGACGAGGUCAGAGGCUGUGAGCGCGCUGGUCCAGCAUCCCUGCCAGCCCAGCUCACCACGGGACAGCUCCUAAGGGAUAACCUCCAAGGGGGCUGCGUCUGCACACCGAUCCUUUGCUGAUAAGCCCGUUGCCAAGUCUCCAUCGCUAGGACAAAAGAGGAGUUUUUGCUUCCUGGCAGGUUUUUCUGCUUUGAAUGACAGAGAAGGCUCUGGAGGCUCCUUCCCUCCCUGAGCUGGGACACAAUGGAGCUUUUCAGGCUGAGUCUGAGUUGCAUUUGCCUCCUGCCUUGGCUUGAGGUAGCAGAGGGACAAGGCUUCCUCAUAAGGAACACCCGGCUGGAAAAGUGCAUCCAUGUCUCCCACCACAAGACUGAUGGCAUCGGCCUGACCGACUGCAAGCCACGCUCCCUGCAGCAGCAGUGGAGCUGGGACCCUGCCACCAGGACCAUCACCAGCCUCCAAACGAAGCAGUGCUUGUCAGCCCACAGGGCGCAGGAGCACGCCCUGGCCACACUGGAGCCCUGUGGGAACUGGGAACACCAGGCCUGGGCCUGCAGCAAGAAGGGGCACUUGACUCUGCAAAGCUUGGGCUUCCACCUCAGCACCAAGGAAGGAGGCCACAAGGUCUUCGUCUCGAGGGAGAAGGACAAAUUCAGCAGGUGGAAGACUUUAGCAGAUGAAACCAUCUGUGCUGCUGCCCAGACGGUAGCUCUGAGGCCUGGCGAAGCAAUGCGAGAAGCUGUAGACACCCGGGUGUGGAUAUAUGAAACUAAAACCAUUGAUUCAUCAAAGACUGAUUCCAUGGACAAGGGAUCUUCCGUGGACUUGACUGACCCACUUCUGGUUAACAACUUUAACAGCACAGUGUCUCCAGUGAAGACCAACCAGGCAUACCUCCCAGCAAACGAGGAUUUGUCCCACAAUCACUCCAAAAAGCACCAUGGAAAUCGAGGGAAAACUGCUGGGGCAAGGCUUGCAGGCACCAACUGGAAGACAGCCAUGCUCGUCCUCAGCCCCUUGGCAUUCAUACUGGGAUUAAUAAUAUUGACACUCAAUGUGCAUUACAACAAGAAGAAGAAAAUCCUCUCUGCUCUGAAGAACCCUGCAGCCAGCAGCAGCAGAGCUGACUUACAGGAGCCAUCUCCCUUACGAAGAGGCCCCCAGCCGUAUCUUCCACCAUCUCGCUCCCCUUCCUUGCGGCAUGGAGAGAUCCUCAUCGAGUGGAAAGACGGGACGGUCACUCCACUUUUUGACAAUGCCAAUUACCAAGUGGACUAGCUCCGAAAACAAUGGAGCUGUUGUUCGAUCCCUUUUCACCCACCACCCUCCUCACCUGGAAGAAGGGUGCCUCCGUAGUGAUCCUGCUCCCAGGCCUUACCGUUUUGGUAGGGAGUUGUAAGCGCUGUUGUUUUGUGGUGAUUUUUUUUCUAUCUUUUUUUUAGACACUCGAGAACAAUCACCUUAUGCAGCACAAGGUUGAAGCAAGCAGAGCAGAUUGUUUUUUUUUUUUUGUGUAGGCACUCACUGCUUAGCUUUUCCAGAAUGGAUUUAACAGAUAACAAAGCCCAGGUUUAGCAAAGUAAAGCCAGUAUCUUGCCAGCUGCAACUGUCCAUUGCCCUGAAUUUCUAGUUACUGAGAAGAUGAGAAAGUAAAUCCUUGGAGACAAGGUAUAAGGAGAAAACACAAGUCCUGGUGAUCUUUACACCCUGUUUAAGUUAAAACUAGCUGCCAACAGACACAGAAGGCUGUCAGUUACUUUGUCAAUGUGUGAACAUCACUAAUAAGCUCUGCCUUUGGGACUUGAAGAUGAAAGAGGCUCCACCAGAUUAUCUGCCAAAAUAUUCCCUCCACUAAAUUAUCACUUAAGUAACAGCUAGUCAUUUUUUCUAAAUUAAAAAGUUGCACUCCAUCAUUCCUCUAUGUAUCACUGCAAGAGCCCUGCUGAGAGAGUGUUUCCUAAAGUAUUUCUGUGUUUAAGAUUUAUUAAAUCUUAUUAUAACACACCCUUUCUUUAUGUAGAAUGAUAAGUUAACAGUUGUGCUCAGCGGGGAUAUUAUCUAGCCAUUUAAAAUCAGUUUCAGUCUGACUUCCUCUAGCCACAAUGAACAGACAUACUGCCCCCAACUAGAGCAGUAAUAUAUAGUGGUGGGUUUUGUUGUUGUUGUUUUCAUAGAAAGAAGGCACUGUUUUCAACUUUUAUACUUCUUCUAUGAGCGUGUGACCUGUCACACUCAAUCCUGAUCUUUUCUCAGAGAAACUUGCAAUGUCCUAGUACCUUCCUAAUAUUCAUGACUUUAUGCCUUCCUUCUUGUGGAUCAUGUGAUGCUGUAAGCUGUAAUCACAGCUAUAAAUCAGGAAUUAUCUGAGAAAGAAAUAUUAACACCAGGAAAUUACAAGUAUGAGCUGCAUCAGUGUAUUUCGGCAGUGCAAGUGAAACUUCUUUCUUAUUCAAACAACACUUUUCACUUUACCUAAAUGAAAUUAUGCAAUUUCAGUGGAGCUUUGACUUCACAGACUCACAGAAUGGCUGAGGUGGGCAGGACCUUUGGGUCCACCUGGUCUAACCCCCUGCUCUAGCAGAGACACCCCAAGCAUGUUGCCCAGGACAAGUCCAGGUGGCUUUUGAAGAUCUCCAAGGAGGGAGACCCCACAGCCUCUCUGGGCCACUUGUGCCAGUGCUCUGCCACCCACACAGUGUAGCAGUGCUUCCUGGUGGUCAGGGGGAACCUCCUGUGCUCCAGUGUGUCUCAUUUCCUGGUACUGGGCACCAUAAGAGAAGCCUGGUUCCAUCAUCUUUGAACUUCUUUACAGUUUGAUUUUAUUUACUUCUUCUACAGUAGAAUCAAGUUCUCCAGGAAAUUUUUAAUCUUUUUUUUUUUUUUUUUUUUUAAACAUACAACCACAGCCUGGAAAAAAAAGUUAACUGCCACAAGAUAUUAUUACGACCAAGAACUUAGCUGGUCUCAAGAAAGAAAAUACAAACCUUAUUAGUUCAGGGCAUAAACUCACAGGGUUGGAAAUAAAUGUCUUCCCUAAGCACAUCAUUCAAUAAUUAUUUACUAGGGGUUUUCCCAGACACACCUUGGGAAAAUACUUUAGUAAUAGACAUGGGCAGAGGAAGAACUCUUUCUUCACCGGUGACCAGCAAACAUAAAUGAUAUUCAGAAUUACAUUCUGACUUUUUAGUGCUUACACUUUAAAACAAAUCCAAAGACUCUGUGUAUAAAUUUGGGACAAGUUUCCAAAUGUGUAAGUAUCAUUUUACACAAAACAAUUUGUGGGAAUAUGCUCUGUACACAAAUUGCUCAAAAUGUGUGCGCAGUACCUCACCAAUUUACAUUCCUCUUACCUUUACCUACCUUUUUGUAGUUAAGACACCCAUCUUCGUAAUUUUCUCCAGGGAGCACAUUACCUUACUGUACACAGCACUUGUUAUCCUCCAAAAUGUUGAUGCACUUUGGGAACUACAUGCUUAGCAGUGCCAUUAAAAUGCAAAUACUUACUC
Molecule: messenger RNA, 3701 nt
Organism: Cygnus olor (mute swan)
Lineage: Eukaryota; Metazoa; Chordata; Aves; Anseriformes; Anatidae
Exons: 6
Coding region: 439-1473 (344 amino acids)
Source: RefSeq, a predicted model, not a curated record